AUGGUAAUAGUUGGUUGGUUAGAAAACAAGCACAUGAAAGGCGUGGUCGUAGGAAAGACCACUGCAAUCUUCCCGAAAGCAGACGGGAGCUUCUCGAGGGAAGUUGGUGAUAGCGUUGGUGGCAGGGGUGUGGUUGUGAUGAUGUUGACCUCAAAAUGCAAUCACCCGCUAGGAAUGAUGUAUCCCCCAUACAAAACACUUCUUGAUCAUGGCCGCACCAUGUUCAUGGAGAUUGAGAAGAAUGCCGAGGAAUUUGGUCUCUUGGGAUACUCGAACUUCUAUGGAACAGACGUUACUACGAAAUGUAUCAGCAUGUCUGUUCUCUAUUUCGCAGAUUUGAGCGGCCUGCACCGUUAUGCGCAUACGAGCAAGGCGCAUCGAGCUGGAUGGGAAUGGUGGGCACAGAGUGGAAGUGACGUGGAUAUGGUCAGUAUUGGACACGAAGUAUACGAUGUACCUGAGGGGAAGUGGGAAACAAUCUAUGGCAACUCAAAGCCAUUUGGAUUUGCUGCCACAACUCAUGCAAUCAAAGCAAAUGGGGUCGAACGAAAAUACGUUUGUCCUAUCGUAGACAACAACAGAAUGAAUGCUUCUCAGAGAAUGAGUACGAUAAAAUGA
This is a messenger RNA of Glarea lozoyensis ATCC 20868, 618 nucleotides long. RefSeq lists its product as uncharacterized. The coding region runs from base 1 to 618 and encodes 205 amino acids. The transcript has 3 exons. The record is from RefSeq and is a predicted model, not a curated record. Lineage: Eukaryota; Fungi; Ascomycota; Leotiomycetes; Helotiales; Helotiaceae.